Messenger RNA from Thamnophis elegans (Western terrestrial garter snake), 1239 nucleotides. RefSeq names its product nucleolar protein 4 like (gene NOL4L). The record is from RefSeq and is a predicted model, not a curated record. Bases 1 to 723 code for a protein of 240 amino acids. The transcript is spliced from 4 exons. NCBI's taxonomy places the organism in Eukaryota, Metazoa, Chordata, Lepidosauria, Squamata, Natricidae.
AUGUUCGUGCGUCUCUUUGUGGACGAGAACCUGGACCGGAUGGUGCCCAUCUCCAAGCAGCCGAAGGAGAAGAUCCAGGCCAUCAUCGAAUCCUGCAGCCGGCAAUUCCCAGAGUUCCAGGAACGAGCUCGCAAACGCAUCCGCACUUACCUCAAAUCUUGCCGUCGCAUGAAGAAGAACGGCAUGGAAAUGACCAGGCCGACCCCUCCUCACCUGACCUCAGCCAUGGCCGAGAACAUCCUGGCAGCUGCUUGUGAAAGUGAGACGCGGAAAGCAGCCAAGCGGAUGCGGCUCGAGAUCUAUCAGACGUCACAGGACGAACCGGUUACCCUCGAGAAGCAGCAGUCUCGGGAUUCGUCCGCCUCCGUCACGCAUUCGUCCUACUCACUGCCAGCCUCCUCCUUCUCCCAGGACCCCGUCUACAUCAACGGGAGCCUGAACUACAGCUACCGCAGCUAUGGGACGCUGGGAGGGGCUCUGCAGCCGACUCCUUCACUCCAGACAGGGAAUCACAGUAACGGCCCCACUGACCUCAGCAUGAAAAGCGGCACGUCCAGCACCACCCCACCAGCCAACAGCACGAACCGGGGGGUGCCAGCCGCCCAGCUCAGCCCGACCGAGAUCAGCGCCGUCCGGCAGCUGAUCGCCGGCUACCGGGAGUCCGCAGCCUUCCUCCUCCGCUCGGCAGACGAACUGGAAAACCUCAUUUUACAGCAGAACUGACUGCCGGCUUCCCCGGGGCACUUGUGCCGGAAGAGACUGUCGUCCUCCAGGCUUCCUUGAUAAAUCUGCUCAGGACUGGCCGAUCCUCUGCCUAUCACUGCCCAACCCACCUACCCACCCACCCACCCCCCGGCACAGGUUGGAGACCCCACCCCACCCUCGAGAAAUCCUCUUGUUCUUCUUUCGACCUGGAGCCCUUCUUCUGCCUUUGAAAGCUACACCAACCUGGUGCCCUCUGCCAACCGGAGCCAGCCUCACCGCCUGGAAAUAAUGGGGACCCACGGUGGGUUUGGGGGAAGCAGGAGCGGAUUUCGGGCUGGCAGAGCGCUUCUGGCAGUCGGGAUUUUUCUCGUGGAGCCCACCGGCAACGGUAGAGCCCCUCUUCCCCGUUCUCUUUCCAUCCCCCGCCCCCCGUCCCUUUCCUUCCAUCUUUGGAAUUGCAUAUUUAUUGAGAAAUGCACCCCGUCCCUCCUGCCCUCCCCCACCUCCGUUCUUUCUCCCCAUAAUUUAUUUUUU